Pelobates fuscus (common spadefoot toad) is the source of this 1703-nucleotide messenger RNA. It is a transcript of the gene FOXB1, whose product is annotated as forkhead box B1. Lineage: Eukaryota; Metazoa; Chordata; Amphibia; Anura; Pelobatidae. Gene Ontology annotation, biological process: cell differentiation; regulation of transcription by RNA polymerase II; anatomical structure morphogenesis. The record is from RefSeq and is a predicted model, not a curated record. Gene Ontology annotation, molecular function: RNA polymerase II cis-regulatory region sequence-specific DNA binding; DNA-binding transcription factor activity, RNA polymerase II-specific. The transcript is spliced from 2 exons. Bases 299 to 1267 code for a protein of 322 amino acids.
GAUGCUUCGAGGAAGGACAUGGAGACAACUACUUAGCUUAUCUCCAACCCAGCAGAGCAGGCACAUCUUUUACCAGCUCCCCUCAUUCAAUUGCUGGCCAGAGAAAUAACACAGGAGCUUAUCCCUGAUGCUGGAGUGAAGAUUAGAGUCGGACCCAGAACAAGGGACCAGGCUAGAUCUGGAUCUGAAUUAAGAGCUGAAGUAUCUGAAUCAAAGAUCUGUAUCCAGGCUGAUCUCCGAAUGCAGAGUGUCAACUUGUGAGAACUUCCAAGAUCUCCCUUCUGACUGCUGUGAGAAGAUGCCUCGCCCUGGGAGGAAUACAUACAGUGACCAAAAGCCCCCCUACUCCUAUAUCUCUCUCACAGCCAUGGCUAUCCAGAGCUCCCAGGAGAAGAUGCUCCCUCUCAGUGAGAUCUACAAAUUCAUCAUGGACAGGUUCCCCUACUACAGAGAAAACACACAGAGGUGGCAGAACUCUCUGAGACAUAACUUAUCGUUCAAUGACUGCUUCAUCAAGAUACCCAGGAGACCAGACCAGCCUGGCAAGGGCAGUUUCUGGGCACUUCACCCAAGCUGUGGCGAUAUGUUUGAGAAUGGAAGUUUCUUGAGGAGAAGGAAGAGGUUCAAAGUGAUGAAAUCGGACCACCUUGCCCCCAACAAGCCAUCAGAUGCCGCCCAGUAUCUCCAGCAGCAAGCCAAGCUCAGAUUAAGUGCCCUGGCUGCUUCAGGCACCCACCUGCCACAGAUGUCCACCUAUAACCUUGGGGUCUCUCAGACAUCCACUUUUAAACACCCCUUUGCCAUUGAGAACAUCAUUGCCAGAGAAUAUAAAAUGCCAGGAGGGCUUGCCUUUUCCACAAUGCAGCCAAUGUCAGCUGCCUACCCACUCCAUAACCAGUUGACUACAGUUGGCAGCCACAUAGGCACAGGGUGGCCUCACAUGUACGGUUCCAGCAUGAUAGACACAACUACACCAAUAUCAAUGGCCAACAGCGAUUACAGUGUAAGUGCUUAUGGAAUGCCCAUUAAACCUCUGUGCCAUGGGGGACAAACUUUACCAGCCAUCCCAGUUCCCAUUAAAGCAACUCCAACUGCUGUGCCAGGUCUGCCAGAGCUCCCUACACAUAUCCCAGCCAUCCUAUCAAACUCUUCUCGAUCCAUGAGUCCAACAUCUCCUCAGACAGCAACAAGCCAAAGCAGUCCUGCUACUCCCAGUGAGACUCUGACAAACACACCAACUGCCCUGCUCUCCGUGGCUGUGCAUUAAUAUAGCCUGGUGGACUUUACAAGGCAACUCUUUCUCCAAAGUUUACUCACAGCUUUUAUUUUAAGGAGUUAAAAAUUCAUCUAUGUCAACGUUCAAGCUCUUAUCCCAACUUGACUUCUGUGGCUGUCAUUUCCAUAUCCCUAUACACUUGAAAAUCUGUAUUAUAUUCCUUUUUGUUACACGAGUGCCAUUUGUCAUCAUGUUUUAUUACAGUACAUGGAAAACAAAAACAGUAACAAACUCAUAACACAAAACAAAACAAACACAGAAUAUAAUACUGGACACAAUUGUAACCAUCAUUCUAACAGCAUAAUCUUUUUUUUUUUAUUAUUGGUAAACCAUGUGUUAUUUCUGUACAGAGAAUGCAGAACUUAAAAAUAAUAUAGAAAUACAACUUCGAUAACAAACUAUAGAACAAACAAAUAAACAAACACAC